This is a messenger RNA of Prunus avium (sweet cherry), 989 nucleotides long. RefSeq lists its product as uncharacterized. The record is from RefSeq and is a predicted model, not a curated record. Lineage: Eukaryota; Viridiplantae; Streptophyta; Magnoliopsida; Rosales; Rosaceae.
GAUCAUUUUUUUUCAUUGCAACCAUUGACUUCUGUUCUUUUCAUUUCUUACUCUUAAGUUUGCCUACCUUUGAUCAGUCUUCUUGUUUUUUUACUUCAAUUUCUUCCAUUCACUUCUUCAAUUCCCAUGGCCACUGCUCAGGUUGUAUCAGCAAAGACAGCCCUCCCUGUAGAGGACACAACUCAUGAGGAACCAAUUAAGGUUCAAGAAGUAGUGACAGAAGUAGCACCAGCUGAGGCAGAGGCUGUUGCAAAGGAGCCAAAGGAGGCAGAGACUGUUGUGGCUUCUGGUGAAGUUCCUGAGGCUGAGGUUGCAGCUGAUGAAACCACCCCAGUUGAGGUUGAGACAAAGGAGGUGAAGGUGGUGGAGGGGGCCAAGGAAGAUGUUGUGGCCAAAGAAGAAGCAGAAGAACCAACAGUAGAGAAGAGUGCUGAGCCAGAACUUGUGGAGGAGACUAAGGAGAAAUUGAAUAUUGAUGACUCUGUUGAGGCUCCUUCUGCAGAACCAAUUGCUCCGGAGCCGGUAUCGGAACCAGCGGCUGAAGAUCCUAAAGAAGAGGUAGUGGUUAAGGAAGAAGAGAAGCCUAAAGCUGUUGAGGAAGAGAAGCCAGCUGCUGAUGCUGCCGAGGAGAAAGUUGUCAAGGAAGAGCCAGUGGAGUAGGCUGAGUAAAAAGCUUAUAUAUGACAGUUCAAUGUGUCCCAGUGAAUUUAAGUUGUAUUAAUUAGUGGGUAUGUGGGGGUUGCUUGCAUGUGAAGUGAUCGAUGUCUUUAUAAUUUAGUGGUCUAAGAACUUAAAUAAGGAGUGAUAAGGGAAAACAAGGUGUAUGGAACGAGAAAUUAUUGAUUGGUACGGAUACACCAUGUCAGCGAUGUAGUUUCCACUCAAAUGUACCCAUGCUAGCUUGCCAUAUAUAUGGUAGACAUGCAUGUUAGAUCUUAGAUUUUCAUAUAUGCAUUGGGGUUUGGUUGAGUUUCCAAGUUAAAAGCUAA